Messenger RNA from Penicillium chermesinum, 3762 nucleotides. Its product is annotated as leucine--tRNA ligase NAM2. Gene Ontology annotation, molecular function: leucine-tRNA ligase activity; aminoacyl-tRNA deacylase activity; ATP binding. The transcript is spliced from 5 exons. Lineage: Eukaryota; Fungi; Ascomycota; Eurotiomycetes; Eurotiales; Aspergillaceae. Gene Ontology annotation, biological process: mitochondrial translation; leucyl-tRNA aminoacylation. Bases 1 to 3762 code for a protein of 1253 amino acids. Gene Ontology annotation, cellular component: mitochondrion. The record is from RefSeq and is a predicted model, not a curated record.
AUGCGACCGGGCACGGCUUUCGCGCGUUCGCUCGUGCGCGACUGGAGCGGGCAGAGCUGCCAGAAGCCCGCUGCUCGGCUGCUGUCCACCACUGUAUCCCACCAGAGCAGACUCCGCGCACGCCUCGAGAUACCUCCGCCAUUUCCGGUUACCAAAACAUGCCCGGAGCCAACAUGCGACUGCCCUCCGACCCCCUCGAUGCCAGAGGGCCUCCCGAUCGACCAUGAUCAACCGCUAAACGGAACGAUGGUGGCCUACGCGCAGCAGCUCCUCAUCUGCACCGGACAACGAGACUGGACCAGUCGGAUUGAGGAUGACGGAGAGACGGAGGGCUGGGGUAAUAUGGUCCGGGGCUUGAAGACGCUCCUUGGGCGGGGAGGCCCGUACCUGGAUCCUUUUAACAAUAUUCUCGUGACCAAUUCUUCGAUCGCCCCUGCCUCGAAGGAUCCCACCGUUGCCUCCGCAUUGCUUUUUCCCAGCUUCAAAUUUAUCCCUUCGAUCCCCGCAGAAAUCGGUCCAAAUGACACCGACCUAACGACCUUCAUCCGCGCAUUCCUCUUACCGGAGAAAUUACAUAGUAUGCAUGGCGGCUUGCCAGAGGACGAGCAGGCCCGUAUGACCCGGGUUCCAGACCUGGCAUCAAAAUUCACGGGUGUUUUGGACAUAGCACAGUCGCCUACGGUCUUAAUAUGUGGGCAUGGAGGUCGUGAUAUGCGUUGCGGAGUCAUGGCCCCGGUGCUCGAGCAAGAGUUUCAACGAGUCCUCCUGUCGCAGGGAUACACAGCAACUGGCAGCGACGGUGCUAUCAUGGACGCGCCCAAUCAUGCCAACCUUGGUCUUAUUAGUCAUAUCGGUGGGCACAAGUACGCCGGCAAUAAACAGCCGCUAGUCCCAAUCGGGAAUAAAGCUCUCCACGAAUUUCGGAGACGAAAAAGAAUCCAACGGGACAACAUCCCACGCCGCAACACGGUCGCAUUGCUCCCCUCACAGCAUAAUGAUGCCGCGGUAGCAAUGCAGUCCCUUCUUCGCAUUCGAUUGACAUCCCUUCCGCCUGCGCGGGUGCGCGGAGGCGCGCGUCUGCUCCCGCGCGGUCUCUCCUCGAAACACGUUACUCGCUUCGCUGCGACCACUUCGAACACCGCAAGGCUCGAUCUCCCCUCUCUCGAUCGGAAAUGGCAGGCCAAGUGGCAUGCGGAGCCAGCAAGCUCGCAGGGCACCGCCGGACAGACCGAAGGCAGACCGAAAUCUUAUAUUCUACCAAUGUUCCCGUAUCCGUCCGGCACAUUACAUAUGGGUCACCUCCGAGUUUAUACCAUUUCAGAUGUGUUGUCACGGUUCUAUAAGAUGCGCGGACAUGAAGUCCUGCACCCGAUGGGCUGGGACGCUUUUGGGCUGCCGGCGGAGAAUGCGGCGAUCGAGCGAGGCGUGGACCCGGCGCUGUGGACAGAGCAAAAUAUCGCAAAAAUGAAGGAGCAAUUACAGCGGAUAUCGGUUGCCUUUGACUGGGACAGGGAACUCGCGACCUGUGCCCCCGAAUUCUACGAACAUACACAACGAAUCUUCUUGAUGUUGCAUGAGAAGGGGUUAGCGUACCAGGCCGAAGCCCUGGUCAACUAUGACCCGGUGGACAAGACCGUGUUGGCGAAUGAGCAGGUGGAUGCUAAUGGCUUCUCGUGGAGGUCUGGCGCAAAGGUUGAGAAAUUGAAUCUGAAACAAUGGUUCUUCCGGAUAACUGCAUUCAAAGAAGCCCUGCUGAAAGAUCUCGACACCCUAUCCGGUGGUUGGCCAGAGCGUGUGUUGUCGAUGCAGCGUAACUGGCUGGGAAAGUCGCAGGGGGCCAAGGUGAAAUUCCCCGUAACAAUCCGGGGCACUGCUGUGCACGUGGACGUGUUCACAACAAGGCCAGACACUCUGUAUGGCGUGGAGUAUGUGGCUCUGUCCUCGAACCACCCAAUUGUCCUACAAGCGGCCGAGAAUGACCCUUCACUCACCAAGUUCCUGGCGGAGGCGUCUUCGCUGCCGCCAGAUUCCAAGGCCGGGUAUCUCCUCAAUGACGUGCAUGCUUCGCACCCUCUGGUGAAGAUUGAUAAUUCAACUGAGCACCUGAAGCGCAAGCUGCCUGUUUUUGUGGCUCCUUACGUUUUAAGUGACUACGGCGAGGGUGCUGUCAUGGGCGUGCCUGGCCAUGAUGCCAGAGACAUGGCGUUCUUCAGGGAGAAUGUCAAUUACGAAUCGAUUCCGUUCGUUAUCGAGCCCGCUUCCACCAAGGAUGUUGCUGAAGAAGGAGACAGGGUCACUUCUGCGACAGCUUUUACUCAAGAGGGCAUUCUGACCUCUCGAUGUGGAAAGUAUCAAGGCCUUCACUCAAAAGAAGCAGCACAGCAGAUUGUUGGCGACUUACAAAAGGAAGGACAAGCAAGCUUUGUCGAAAGCUGGCGCCUGCGAGAUUGGCUCAUCAGUCGGCAGCGUUAUUGGGGCACACCUAUCCCGAUUAUCCACUGCAGCGAGUGUGGGCCCGUUCCUGUGCCGAAGGAAGAUCUGCCUGUUAUGCUACCAAAGAUUGAAGGGGAGUGGUUGAAGGGCAAGAAGGGAAACCCGCUCGAGUCCUCCCAUGAAUGGCUGAACACAGAGUGCCCCAGCUGCGGGGGUCCAGCGAAACGCGAUACGGAUACCAUGGACACGUUUGUUGACUCGUCGUGGUAUUACCUGCGUUUCCUCGAUGCCGCCAACAAGGAUUCUCCCUUUUCGUCCUCUGUUGCCCGACCUGUCGAUAUCUACCUGGGUGGAGUUGAGCAUGCAAUUCUGCAUCUUUUGUAUGCUCGGUUCAUCUACAAAUUCCUUGCUCAGUCCGAGUUAUUCCCAUCCGUCGCGUCAGAGCGCUUGCCUCAUGAGCCUUUCAAGACUCUUCUUUCCCAGGGCAUGGUCCACGGCAAAACUCUCAGCGAUCCGUCUACGGGCCGGUUCCUCCAUCCAGACGAGCUGGAUCUCUCCAAUCCAGACAAACCUUUGAUCAAGGGCACCCAGGUCACCCCUAGUGUAUCAUUUGAGAAAAUGUCAAAGAGUAAGCACAACGGCGUUGAUCCAACUGCGUGUGCAACCAAUUAUGGCGCUGAUGCCACUCGCGCACAUGUUCUUUUCUCAGCUCCUGUGAGCGAGGUUCUGGAAUGGGACGAGAGCAAGAUUGUCGGCAUUGAGCGCUGGUUUGGCAGACUUUGGAAGUUAAUCCACGAUACCCAGCAGACCCUAUCCUCGUCAUCUUUCACCGUUGAAGCGGACAGUCUGAUGAUGCUUGGUGGCCACGCCGUGUCUCUUCCAUCUCUGGAUGAGCUGAGCGAUUCUGACGCCGACGCGGUUCUUGCAACCCACAAGACGAUCUCGUCAGUCACCGCCUGUAUCGAGAGCAACCCAUACGGUCUGAAUACCGUCAUCUCUGAUCUGAUCAAGCUCACCAAUGCCUUAUCCUCAGCGCCCCCAAGCUCCCCUAUUCCCUUGUAUUUGUCCGUAUCCUCUCUCCUCCGCCUCUUAGCACCUAUUGCCCCGGCCCUUGCCUCUGAAUCGUGGGAAGUGCUGCACACCCAGAUUAUCAGCUCCCCAGGGCGCGGCAGCCCGCCAUCGAAUGGGACGGACGAACAGUCUUGGAUCAUCGAUCGAGUCUUGGAAACACCAGAAGGGAACCAGUGGUUGCGUGUCAAGCACGACUGGGAAAAGCGCCGGCGCGUCAUCGUGGUCAAGGGAGGCAAACUGGUGAAUGUGGUUUUUUAG